AUGAACACUAUUUGCUUAUCAAUGGAGAAUAAUAUUAAUCAUGAAGAUGAUGAACAGUCGAAUAAUUCUGAUACUAUUCAUUAUAUGACUAAUUAUACAACACAUUUAAUCAAUGAUAUCGACCAUUCAUCACUUCUUCAUCAUCAACAUCAAAGUAAUCAUGGUUAUCCUCAUCUUCAUCCUCCUCCUCCUCCUCCUCCUCCUCAUCAUCAUCAUUAUCAGCAGCACCAAGAUGAACAUUAUCACAAUUCACAGCAAUCGUAUAUACAUUACACAAUGAAUACAGAUGAGCAUUCAGAGGAAAUCAAUGCUGACACAAUCAAAAUAAUUAGUAAUACAACGAAUAGUAAUAAUAAUAAUAAUCACAAUAUGACUUCAUAUAUUGAUUGUGGAUCAAGUUUACCAGAAGAUGUAGUUAAUACUAUAGCAUCCACUACAUCUGUGACAGUUAUAAACAAUACAGACUAUUCACCAAAUCAUCAAUCUUAUUAUCAGUACUACUUACAAAGUCAACAUCAUCAUCAUCAUAAUUUAGAAGAAAAUGAAUUCAUACAAUUACACUGUAAUCAUAUAAAUUAUGAUAUGAAUUCACAUCUUCUACUUCAACAUCAUAAACAAUUAGAUCAUCAUAGACAAAUAAACAAUGAAGAAGUCAAUAAUUCUAUACAUAAAUCUCCUAAUAUGAACUCAUUUCAUGAAAUAACAACAUACAAUAAUAGAAGUAAACUGAACAGAAUGGAAACAUCAUCAAAGAUGAUUAUUUCACAAGAUGAUGAUGAAGAUGAUGAUACAAUAAAAAAUCAAAAUGUUGUCAAAUCUGGUAUACUUUGUUUAAUAUGUGAAGAUAAAGCAACAGGUAAACACUAUGGAGCCUAUUCGUGUGAUGGAUGUAAAGGAUUUUUUCGUCGUUCAGUACGUCGUAAACACUCAUACACUUGUCGACAUAAACGAUCGUGUAUUGUAACAAAAGAUAAACGGAAUCAAUGUCGUUUUUGUCGAUUUCGUAAGUGUUUUCGUGUAGGCAUGAAAGAAUCAGCUGUACAAAAAGAACGUGAUAAAAUUAGUAAUCGUCACUCAACUUUUGAGACAAAUUCAUGUGUACAAUCGGGUUUAGAUUUACAGAAAUUGAUACAAGCUGAAACAAUAGCUAAUUGUACACUUCAUCAAAAUUACUUAAAUAAAACAACGAAAUUGAAUGUCUUUUCAACAGAUCCUUUUAAACAAUCAACAAGCGUAGAAUUGAAAGAUAAUUUAGCUAAUGUAAAUGAUAUUUGUGAUUCAAUACGGACACAACUGAUAUUUCUUAUUGAAUGGGCUAAGAAUUUACCCGCGUUCACAUCAUUAUCAAUUAAUGAUCAGAUUGCAUUAUUACAAGCACAUGCUGGUGAAAUGCUUAUUCUUGGUGCUGUCUGGCGAUCAAUGACACUAGUUUCAACGUAUAAAACAAGUGUAAAUCCAUCAAAUAACUAUGAAGAACAAUCUGUAAAUGUUGGUCAGAAAAGAGACGAUAACAUUCAGUCUACUACUACUAAUAAUAAUACUACUACUACUACCAAUACUACUACUACUACUACUACUAAUUCUGUUACAUGGAAUCAUACUAGAUCAAAUAUCUGUCAAUCUAGUACCAAUAACAAGGAAGAUGAUCAAUUAAAACAAAUGAAUCAAACUGAUGAUUUACUUGAAAUAAAACAUAUUCAAUUGUCCAAUAAUGAACCACAACUUAUCCUAUUAGGUAAUAAUAGAAUAAUAUCAAGACAAAGUCCACAACCUGAAAUUUCUGAAAUCGCUGAUAUGAUAAUUAAUCAAAUUUAUUUACCAAUACAAAAUCUUUGUCUAGAAGAAGCUGAAAUUGUUUGUUUUAGAGCGAUAAUCUUUUUUGAUCCAAGUUGUGAAUCAUUAUCAGAAAAUGGGCGUCUACUUGUACGAAGUUGUCAAUAUCUUGUACAAAUGGAAUUGAUGAAUUUAAUGAAUGAAAAAUUAUAUUUACCUCAAGGUCGUUUUGGUGCCCUUCUAUUACUUAUCCCAGAUUUUCGAUCAGUCACUUAUCAUAUGAUACACAGAUUACAAAUUGCACGUCAAAUGGGUUUAACAAAAUUGGAUGGAUUAUUAUCAGAGAUUUUAUUAAAUGAUGUAAUGACCGAAUCAAGCAGUAGAACUGAUAAUGCCCAUUCAGGAUAUACUUCUAAGCGUCAUUCAUUACAAAAUAAAUCUCUUCACUACGAUUACAAUGCUCUGACUACAGCAUAUUCAAUGCCUAAACAUAAUUAUAUUGAUGCAUCAACACAAUCAUCUUCAUCAACUUCAUUAUCUAAAGUAGCUGUAGCAGCUGUAGCGGCUGCUUCAUCACUAACACACCUAUCUAAUAUACCAAAUCAAAUUGAAAUCCAACAUUUUAAUGAUACUAAUCCUAUUGUUAUCGAUGAAAAUUCUAUCUCAGAUAGAUAUAUACCACUGAAAUCCUCACCAUCAGUAGUAAAUAUAAAUACACAGAAUAAAGAAGAACACACUGAAUCUAAUUUACUUAUAUCAUCUUUACAACCGAUGAUAAAUAAAACAUAUUCAGCUGGGUAUACAGUUGAACAACAACAAACAACAUCAAUUCAUACAGGAUCAACAUCUACAUCUAUACUUUCAGGAUCUGUUAUGUUAAAUAAUUGUGAGAAUAAUGCAGGUCAAAUACCAUUUAAUCAUACAUUUAAUAGUAGAAAUACUGGUGAGAGUUGUACAUCAUCUGAGACACUGGAAAUCAGUUCAUUAACUGGAUACUAUCAGUGUAGAGAGUUAAACAUGAAGAAAACAACAGGAUAA
This is a messenger RNA of Heterobilharzia americana, 2811 nucleotides long. NCBI's taxonomy places the organism in Eukaryota, Metazoa, Platyhelminthes, Trematoda, Strigeidida, Schistosomatidae. The record is from the annotation of a GenBank genome assembly.